Anopheles bellator is the source of this 1580-nucleotide messenger RNA. RefSeq names its product mitochondrial ribonuclease P protein 1 homolog (gene rswl). The transcript is spliced from 3 exons. The record is from RefSeq and is a predicted model, not a curated record. Gene Ontology annotation, cellular component: mitochondrion; nucleoplasm; nucleus. NCBI's taxonomy places the organism in Eukaryota, Metazoa, Arthropoda, Insecta, Diptera, Culicidae. Gene Ontology annotation, biological process: mitochondrial tRNA 5'-end processing; positive regulation of mitochondrial translation. The coding region runs from base 19 to 1257 and encodes 412 amino acids. Gene Ontology annotation, molecular function: tRNA binding.
GGUCCCCAGAAAUUGGAAAUGUUGCGUACGUUGUCGCUAGCUGCGAGACUGCUUACAAAGGCCCCCGUCGCGGGCAUCAUCAGGAUUCCAACGUCUCGUUCUGGGCAGCCUGUCGGAGUGCUGUGGAAAGGUUACGCAAAUCUUCCAUCCAGCAAAGCGGAACCUGCAAACGAUGCUACCACCGUCGACGGACCACCACAGCCCCCCAAACCGAUCGAUGAGGUGAAACGAAGGAAAGUGAUAGAACUGGAGCUCGAGGUGAUGCGCCAAGAGGGCAGAAAGGUGCCGUCACUGUCCACUAUCAAGCCGCAGCAGUGGGAUCAUCUUCUGACCCUUUCGUCAAGAAAUCAACGACGCCAGUACUAUCUGUAUCUCUGGAACAUCGAGAUCGUACGAUUGAAUGCCAAGGUGAAAAAGGAACGCAAGCAGCUCGAAAUUGCGAAGCGUCGCGAGGAGCUACAGAAGGCGACCGCGGAGAACGAUCACAUCGUUUACGGUCUGUUUCACAAUACCAUGUUCCUGCGGAUAUAUGACUCCAAAGUGGACCACUUUCACAACAACCGGCUCGUUCAAGCGAUGCAGUUCGGUAUCAAUCUGGUGAUCGACUGUUCGUACGAUGAUUACAUGAACGACAAGGAAAUGCGCAAUACGGCCAAACAGCUGAUGCUGUCCUUCGCCGUGAACCGUGCCCAUCCAGAACCGUUCAACGUGCACCAUUGCAAUGCAAACUUUAGGAAAACGACGAUGCACGCACUCGAGAAGCACCUGGGGCAGAUGCAUCAACCGGAGUUUCCGUUCAACGUAACCGAGCAGAGCUACAUGGAGAUGUUUCCCAAAGAGCGGCUAGUGUAUUUGACGCCACACUGCAAAACCGAUCUCGAAGAGUUCAACCCGGACGAUAUCUAUAUCGUUGGGGCGAUGGUGGACAAAACGUCACAGGAAGCAGUUUCGUUGGGGAAAGCCAAAAAGCUCGGCCUUCGGAUGGCACGUCUUCCGCUUGACCGGUACUUUCAGUUCAAGAGCGGCAAAUCGCUUACGAUCGAUCAGAUGAUGCAGAUCAUGCUCGAGCUAAAGAUGAGCAAUAAUUUUGAGCGUGCAUUGCGACACGUCCCACGGCGGAAGGUGAUUGAACUGGACGAGGAGAAGGCUCUGCAAGAGCAGAAACAGAAACAAAGACAUCAGGCCAGCAAGUUCAAGUUCAACAUGAAACGUCCCACAAAUGAGCACUGGAACAGUGGCAAACGGAAGAUUAGAUAAACCUUUUGUAUGUGUGUUCUAGCACACUACGGCAGUCGGAUUGUAUUUGUAGUUCUUUUGUUUUGCCCGUAAGAUAGUGUACAAUCUCUGGAAAAGGAAUAGCUCUUUCGAUUGUUGAAAGAGUUUAGUUGCGUCUUCUUCGCGUUCGACUGAUACGCCAAGCGUGCGGUUCUUCAUACUUGUUGUACAGCGGCUCCAGCCGUUGGUUCUUCUUGAACUUGCUUAGUUUCGUGGGAUCGGAGAACCGGAAGAAGGCCGGUGCAAACUCGACCAGCCACUUCGGAUCAAUUGUCGUUACCUCGCGCAUAUAUUCCUUUGUCGUU